AUGCAAUAAACUAUUUCCAAUAAAAUACAGGGAAGACCUUCAAGAAAGGAUUUGGGAAUCAAUAAAUAAAUUGAUAUUGUACUGAAGAGUCCAUUGCUCAAGAAUUCCAUUAGAUUGAAUCUAGAAAAUAUUCAAAGGUCGACAUCUGAAUAGUUUGUUACACCUUUGAAUAAUAAACAAUAAUAUAAAUUGACCUAAAAUCUCUCACAUUUGAGUAAGGAGGGAUUAUCCUUUGGGUUAACAGAGAGGGAAAUGAAUUUAUGCGCAAAUGAGAUGUAAAUAAUGCACUCUCAUUCUAAAAACCUAUUGGGUGCUACACUGUCAGUUCGAACAUCACAAUCAAACUAACUCUAAUCCCUUAAAUUUAUUGAGUUGAGUAAUAUCGAAUAUGACAGUCCCAAAAUAAGGAAAGAUUUUAAAUUCAAAGACAAAGAGAAUUAAACAAAUUAGGAAAUUCAGUAGAAAGUCGAAGAAAUGAAAGUUAAUUACAUUAAAUCGAGUGUUACACUCAAUCAAUAACUUAAUGAUAAUACUAGAUUAUUGUAAAAAAUUGACGAGUUGAAGAGAUUCCAAUAAAAUUUGUCUCUUAAUUAUUAAUUUAAAAAUAAAGAAUUGAGUAACAGAAGGAAUAAGAAAGUUACGAUGAAUUUGAAAAUAAAUAACAAUAAUAAAUAAUUGACAAGCCUAAAAUAAUAGAGUCUUGUUGAUUUAAUAGCCAAGCAGUAGCUCAUAAUUUAAGAUUUAGAAAGGAAACUCUAAAUUGAGAAAACUGAAAAAGAGUGCUUAAAAGUGUUCUGCUAAUCGCCUAAAUCACAAUAGCAACAAGAAUUAGAUCUAAAACAAGUGGAUAUUCAGAAAAGCAAAACUAAAUUUCAUUUUAAUACUUGA
This is a messenger RNA of Paramecium octaurelia, 888 nucleotides long. The record is from the annotation of a GenBank genome assembly. Lineage: Eukaryota; Ciliophora; Oligohymenophorea; Peniculida; Parameciidae.